Messenger RNA from Phaedon cochleariae (mustard beetle), 706 nucleotides. The record is from the annotation of a GenBank genome assembly. Lineage: Eukaryota; Metazoa; Arthropoda; Insecta; Coleoptera; Chrysomelidae.
AUGUAUACCGAUACGGACAGCUUCAUCUACGAAAUUGUAUGUGACGAUGCGUAUAGUGAGGUGAUUGAUGCAAAUAUCGAGAGAUUUGACACGUCUGACUAUGCUCCAGACAAUAUUUAUGGUAUACCUCGAGUAAAUAAAAAAGUCUUGGGCCUAUUGAAGGAUGAGGCAAACGGUAAGAUUAUCACGCAUUUUGCUGGACUACGGUUCAAGAUGUACAGUUACAAAUUGGAUAUAACGAAUGAGGAUAUUGAGAAAGAGAGAAAGCGAUUGGGAAGAAAGGGAUUCAGUAAAGAACGACUAGAUAGGGAAUUGGAAAAUUUCGGUAUAACUAAAAAAUCCAAGGGUGUCAAGAAAUGCGUCGUCAAGAAUAAGUUGACUUUUGAUGACUAUGUGGAUUGUCUGACGGCUUGGGAAGAAAAGACCGUUGCCCAGCAAACGAUUAGUUCCUACGCUCACGAUGUUUUUUCCAUCGAACAAACAAAAAUUGGUCUGAGUCCCAAAGAUGAUGAGCGGAAACUAAUUCACGAUUCGUUUGACACACUUCCGUGGGGUCACUUCAGUUUGACGGAUUGAUUUUUUCCUAAGUAUUUUUGCAUCAAAAUUUUCAAACCAACGCUGUUGUAUUGAUGACUCAUUUUCCCAUGAAAAAAAUGUAAUUCCUUUUAUUCAUCCAAUAGUUCACCAAAUUUUGUAUAUAUGUAUA